Messenger RNA from Mya arenaria, 8566 nucleotides. RefSeq names its product SIN3-HDAC complex-associated factor-like. NCBI's taxonomy places the organism in Eukaryota, Metazoa, Mollusca, Bivalvia, Myida, Myidae. The record is from RefSeq and is a predicted model, not a curated record. Gene Ontology annotation, biological process: negative regulation of cell migration. Bases 154 to 1143 code for a protein of 329 amino acids. The transcript is spliced from 5 exons.
AUUGCACAUGCGCAUUCAUUGAUCAUCGCAACUUGACUCGACGAACGAGGAAACAGACGUCUCUUGGAAAAUAUUUAUUUCUUACAAAAUAAAUUGAUAUACAGAGAGGAUCGGGCGCGGUAUCGGAUAAUUCGGUGAAAAAAAACAGUCAAAAUGUUCAGUUUCCAUAAGCCGAAAAUAUACAGAAGUAACACUGGAUGCUGCAUAUGCAGAGCUAAAUCAUCCAGCUCUCGAUUCACAGACAGCUCCAAAUAUGAGCAGGAAUUUGAGAAAUGCUUCCGUAUACGAGAGAAAAGAUGCGGAGAAAUCUGUAAUGCAUGUGUGCUGUUGGUGAAAAGAUGGAAGAAAUUACCUGAUGGAACAAACCGGCAUUGGAACCAUGUGGUAGACGCCAGAGCAGGGCCAGGAACAAAGUCAACACUAAAGAUGAAGAACAAGUUGUCCCCCACAAUGCAGAAGUACAAAUCCCCCCUGAAAACCAAGCACAAAUCAACAGCAGCAGCAACACAACAACAACAACAGAUGCAUCAACAGACAUUCUCCAUUCCGAGUCCCCUUCCAGAGGAAUUGUCAGGUUAUGAAGACAGCCUUGACAAGUCGGACGUGUUCAGCCAGUUGUCCGAUGAGAGCGAAGACUCCGACCUUGACAUGACACCCUCACGGUUAACCCCCGUCUCACACAAAUCUCCGCUGGACUCGUACCAAAUCAGCCCAUUCUUAGACCUCACAUACUGGACAAUGACUCAAGUCUGUUGCGGCACCAUCUUCAAAGGCAUGAACGGUGAAGUUCUGGUUGAUCCAACACUUCUGCAUCCCUGCUGGUCAUGCAAAUCGAACAAAUCCGGCAGCACCAGUAGCAACAACAACAAUUCCAAGAGCACUAACAACAACAGCAACAGUCAUCAACGCAAGAAACACCAGAUAAGACGGAGUACUUCACUUGAGGAUUCGGACAGUAAUCCUAGUACACCAAGUUUUCGGGGAAUGGCGGACUUCUACGAAGGAAAUACCCCAGAACCUGAAACCCCUCCUGAAAGUCCUCCGGACAGUUUAAAAGACGAUUGUGAAUCGGACAUUAUGACACAAUUAACACCCACAAAAAGUAGUUAUGUGUCCAGUCACACCAUCGCUAUGGAGUGUUAAGUUAUUUAUUGCAAGUUGACUUACGAAUAUAUAUUGAGAAGAGACAAUUGUUAAUAUAUUCCAGAAUUUUAUGUCAGAAGUAAAUUAUUACUUAAGCGGGAGGAUAUGUCACUUUGGUAAUUCCAAAGAUAUGGAAUGGGGAAUUGUGAUUUGAUUUGUGCAAUGAAACAUUUUGAUGACAAGUGAUGGGUAUCUAUCUGAAGCUGGGUUAUAAUUAACGAAGGAUUCUAUUGAUUGGAGAUCAGAAAUGGUACAGAAUAAUCAAAGAAAUGUUUCAGUAUUUAUAUUCCUUGACUUACCUCAAUCCAAACAUCAUCAGAUAUCAACAUGACUUUGACAUGAUUUUCCAUCUUUCUCGACCCAAAGAGCUUCAGGGAACCUGUUAUUCUUAGCUUACACUUGCCAGUAUCUUCUUCUUGUGGUAAAAAACCUUCUAAGCAAGGAUUUCCACAAGUCAUGUCAGACAAUUUAAGCCAGGUGUUGGUUUUUUUCCUUGUAAAUUGUGAUAGAAUUAAUUUUUUACGCACCAACAGAUUUUGUUAAUCAGAUAAGUGGGUGAUGUUUUUCUACUGUUAGUUGAACAAGAUGAAUCUGCUCUAAAUUAUAUUUUUGAUCUCAGGAAGUAAACAUGUGUUUAAAUGAUUCCAAGGUGAUGACACACUUCACAACUAACGCGGUGGUUGGAACGUGUAUUUAUUUUGCGGAAGUAAUCUCAUUGUGACGAAAUUUGAGGAAGAUUGGAAGCGGUCCAUUUCCUUCCCAAUGCGUUUUGUGUUAUGGCAAUGUGAAAAUGAUGUCAUUUGCAAAUUUCCGAAUUUAUGUUCUAUGGUAAAACUCUAUGCCAAGGAAGGGUUAUAGAGUACAAAAAUUAUUCAGCAUUGAAUGUAUGAGGUCAUGACCUUGUAAAGGUCGUCAUGGUUGAGAGCACUCAUGAUUUUGCUAAGCAUUCAUUCAAGACUGAUGUUGUCAUAGUAACAGAAAUUAUAUGUAAGAUUUCUCAAAUUUUACAAAACUGAGAAAUUCUAGGCGCGUGUGUAAAUGGCAUCAUUUAAUGUAGAUGUGUUGACUAAAUGAUUCAUAUAUAUACAAGUUUCUAGGUCUAGUCACAAACUUCAUUUUUUUUUAUCGUAAAUAUUUUUUAUACUUUUAUAAUAAAAUUAAGUAAUCCAUGACUGCCAAUGAUGUAUUUAUAAAUUGUCCCAAGUUCGAUUAGUUCUAAGGUUGUCGUAUUUUGUGAUUGCUUGUGUUCGUUUAAUUGUAAGAUGGAUGUUUAAAAUGAACAAGUUCUUCCCUUAUUUCAUUCAUAACAUUUAGUUCUGCAAUCAGUUGACUUAAAAUCGGACAUUCUUUUUUGCUUAUUUUUUUCUCAAAAUGGAAAAGUCCUUUCCAUUAAAAUAUCUCAUAAAUACUCCCAUUAUUGUCUUUUGAAUCAUAUCAGAGAUUAAUCAUUGAUUUCCAUUUAUAUCCAGUUUUUUGGGGGGUUUUCAUUUCUCACUUUUCACGAAUCAGAAUUCUCAUAUUAUUUAUUAUUCAUUACAUUCAUGACAGAACUGUGAAGUUAUCUCAUAAUCAUGUGAUUUUUUUUUUUUUUUUUUUGAAAACUUGUCAAAAGAACUUGGGAUCUGAAUAUAUUUUUUUCCUCAUAAAUAGAAAUUUAGGGGGCGAUCGGUGCCAACAAUUUCUCCAUUUUAACAGUCAAAUAUAGAUGUUGAUACUAUAAGUAUUACUUAUUCAUUGUUCUGCUGUUUAUCAAAGCAUUCAUUUGUACCAUGAUCAAUUGUGAAUUUCCUAUCAGUUAAAGGGACAGAUCUCACAAGUGAUAAAGGUUAAAAAAGUUUUCAUUUUUGUGUUAAGCGUUUCCAUUUUAUAUUGGUCUUUCCUUCCAAAUGGCACUAGCAUGCAUAUCCAGUACCAGAGGUCAAAAUUAGCCCAAGCCCAUGAGCACUUCACUGGUUAAAUGCUUUUCGGGCUUGCUCAAAUUCAUUAUUUUAUAAAGCUGGGCUUGUUAAACAUUUUGCUGCCAAGCACAAGUGUGAGAGGUCAGACUUGUUCAUCCGAAAAAUUAUUAUUUUGAUGACGGCAAAAUUCCUACAAUUCCUUUGAAAACUCGGAAACUUGUAUAAAUGUUUGUCAUCAAAAAGUUUGAUGUAAAUUUUGUACAUAUCUAUUUAUUUAUUUAUUAAUAACACUAUUUAUUAUUGAAUUACGUGUAUAUGUGUUUGUUUUUACGAUAGUAUGUGACCAUUGUAGCUGAUUGUUAGCAUUUUGAUGUUUCAUUAUCUAUCUUUAUCUUUCGAAUGAAAGCUUAUGACAUGAGAGGGGCAUUACGUGACUGUGAACAAAAAUUCCUUUCAAAAACAACCCUCAAGACUCUGUAAACAAAUCUGCCUGUAUUUACUAACAACCUGAGUCUGAAUUUCAGACUUAGACUCGGAAUAUGCAAAAAAAUCUCUCUUUUUUUAAAAUGCUUUUAUAUGGGCAAAGAAAGUAAAAAUUGAUAUGUCUGUGUUUCAAAUAAUCUGUUCCACAAUCAGGCCCACAUCUUUGGGAAAAAUAAGUUAUGUUGUAGAUAUUUUGAAUCAUUUAAACAUUCGGUUUUCUGAGCCUGAGUCUGAAACUCAUACUCCAGAUGUUAGUUAAUAUAGACCCUGCCUUUCCAUUACUAAAUACGAACUCAAGUUACUGGCUUAGUUUUAGGUUUCAAUUCUAAACAGACUUCAAAAAAAGUAUUUCUCACACCAUGGCCUGUAGAUCCUGUUUAUAAACUGUUUACAUUGCUGUACAUAUUAUUACUAUUAUUGGUAUAUUAUUCAAAAUAUUGAGAUCUUUAAUGUAACAUAAUUGUAGAUAUAUCAAUAUUUAAUAUAUACAAACUAUUUAUAUUUUUAUUGUUAUGUUGUACAAUGUCAACAGCAGAUUAUUGUAUGCCAGUUAAGAGACAAUGAUAAUGUUAGGCCACACUGAAUUGAUAGUUUGUUUAUCGGAUUUACCACUAAUUCUCUUCAGAAAAUGCAUUAUUAAAGUUUUGAAUUAACCCAGGGCUGCUAUUUUUAGAUAAAAUUAAAUAUAUAUUAUUAUUUAUUGGCAGCUUGCUCAAUAAAAAAUUGGCAAUGAUCCGUCAAACAAAGAAUUGAAUUAGUUUGGCCUUAUUGUCUCUGGAAUAUUUGGCUGAAAAAUCUAGUUUUUUAAAUAGGCAAAUUGCUUCCACUACCAAAUGAACAGUUUCUCAUCAGCUUUGUGCAGUUCUAGUGAAGAAAAAGCAGAACAACACCAGUAUUUCUUUGUUUUUAAAACUGAAAUUGAAAUCCAAGCAGCUGUUUGAAUUAAUUUUUUGUAAUGUACGAAAGCCGAAGUAGGUAUUUCUACAAAAACCCGGUGUUUACAGCAGCUGCCUGUUUUUUUUUUAUAUAUAAGUACAUUCAAAACAAUACAAUAAUAUUAUAAAAACAAUACAAUAAUAUUAUAAUUAUGAAUAGUGCUCGAGCUGUGCCAAUAUUAUUUUGGCAGUAGUUCAAUCUGCAAAUGCAAAGUUGCCCUCUGGCAAGUUUCAGCAAACUAAAGUAAGACAAAGGUGAAUCAUGAACUUUCUUCGCAUCAACCAUUUUAUAUUCGUGUAAUAACUUAUUUGCUGAAUUUGCUGAAAUGAUGUCAUGAUAUUAAAAGUUUUCUUAAACAGUGGCAUUCUUUUGCUAGUGUUUAAAUGUUCAAAAUCAAUAUUAAUUUUACACCUUCGGUUUGUAAAAAAAUAGUGUAUUUUCUGUAGUAAGAAUUAGACUGAAUGAAAAAGAAACUGGUUUAAAGUAGGACUUUGAUUGAAAAGAGACUGGUUUAUAUUAGGACUUUGACUGACAGAAAAAGAGACUGGUUUAAAAUAAGACUGACUGAAUGGAAAAGAGGCUUAGAAAGCUUACAAAUUGGGACUUUGACUGACAGGAAAAGAGACUGGUUUAAAAUAGGACUUAGAAUGGCUAGAAAAGAGACUGAGACUGGUUUAAUUAAAACUAAUAGACUAGUUUGAAUAAGGACAUUGACUGACUGGAAAAGUGAAUGAUUGUUUCGUAUUCUGUAGGUAGAGUUGUUGUAAAUGUUGGGAAAUUUGUGCAAUGUCCAAGUGCUUUUUCAGUAUUUGAACUUUAUUAAGGUAUGUGUAAUGAGUAUUUCUCUGUGUACUCGGAACACAUAGUAUACCAUUAAACGAAACUGAUAUUAAGAAUAAUAUCAAAGAAAUGUUAUGUUUGGUGUACUAACUGCGUCUUUUAAGUUAUUAUUUUCAGACAAAUGUAAGAGUUUUGUUCUGUUAAGUUACUAAUUUUGUUGAAUGUUUUAUUUUCAUGCGUUUUGCUGUCUUGGACAAAAGUGAAUUUAAAACCAUGUGAAAAUAAUUGGGCGUUGAUGGAAUGCGAAAUAUGUGGAAAAAGAGAAUGAAUUUCUGUGAAAAUCUUCCCAAAAUAAUGUUUUUUACAGUAUUUUAAGGUGCUUUCACUUUUGUAUUUGUCUCAAUAUCAUUCCCUCAGAUAUUAAAAUCACAUGACUAAUUAACAUGACAUGUGAUAGGCACUGAUUGUUAAGGUGCUUAAUUUAUGUACAGAACUAGUGUGAAUACAGACACCAUUAUUGCUGAUUUCGUUCAUUGUAUGACAACGUUUAAAGAUUAGAUGUAUUAAUGAAAUGAUAAUACAUAUCGUGAUACGUUGAUGAUACAUAUUUUGUUUUUGUAAUUAUUUCAAUUCUCUGAUAAAAUGUUGACAAAUGACUUGUAUGUUUGUAUAAAUUGAGGGUUUCUAAUCAGUAUAGCUUAAUUUCAAGUUGAAUGAAUAAAUACUAAGUAUUCAAUAUUAUUUCAUAUUAAAUCAGACUGCUCAAACAAGAUUUCGUAACAUUCAUUCCAUUACUCAAACUCCAAGAGUUAGCCAUUUCUGUCGAACAAACCAAGUUGCUCCCAAAAAGUGUUCAUGAUAUUUUUUGUACCUCAUGCAAGUUUUUAGUAAGCUAAAACAUUUAUCGUCCUAAAUCAUUAUAAUAAUCGAGCGCCGUUUUGGUGUGUUUUGAGUUGUCAAAGACAUCUUGAUCUUUUCUAGCAUGCAUUUGUACAUAUUCUGUAAUAAGGGGUGAAAGCGGCAUGAUUCUAUCUGUUUCUUAACAUAAAGCCAUUAGAAUAAUUUCGCUUUCACCUCUGGAAUUAUUGUGUUGUUUUAUUCUGAUUAUUAUUAUAUAAUGUUUCAAAUACAGAUCUGUUUCCCUAUAUAUUAUAUGAAUGUUGACAGUUUUCAGCUUUUAGAUGUUUAUCAAACAAUGACAAGAGUACCUCAUUGACAUGAUAAAAAAAUGCUGUUUUGCUCUCUUCCAGAAGAAAAUAUUACUUUGGUGAUACUUCUCAACCACUGAACUGUGAUCAAUUUAAAUGCAUUUAAAAAAAAAAAAUGAACUAUUCGUCACCUUAAUGCAAUUACUUAAUAACUGCUUUUGCUAUAUGACAGUUAUUGCGUCCUUAAUGCACGAGGGUGCAUGAUGUAUUGCGCCGCUUUAUCAAGAAAUCCUUGGAUCAAUUCUCAUACCUAUCAACAGUACAAAACCUCUUCUAGAUACGAAAUUGUGCUUAGGUUUUCUUGAUAAAACAGACUUCAGGAGUAGUAUUCAUGAAAUAUCUUUAGUCAUUUCUUAAUUUCAGUCAAUUUCCUUAAGUUUGCGCAGUUAAAUUAAAAGAAAAAAUGUAUUAAAGUUAGUUUUUACAUAAAAGUAUGUAUUUUGAAUCAAAUCAAUGAAAAUAAAGUAUAACGAAGCGAUUACACCCUAUGAUAAGUUAGCUACUUAACUUUAGAAAAUUUCUGAUGCCACUUAAGAUGUUUUAUGAAUACUGUCCUAGAACUUAACUGAUAAUACAGGCAAAAAUUCAUAAUAUUUUUAUCAAUGAGUUUCGUAAACUUUGAAAAGGUAUCGUAAUUCCCAUUUUGUUUUUUUCUGAAAUUGCAAGAUCUGUGGCUAGUAAAGUAAUAUGCCACCUUAGAAUUAUUGAACUGUAUAUUGUUAGGUCACGAUUUUCCACCAAUGUUGUUAUUAUUUAUGUUUGAUAUUAUUAUGUAGUAUUGUGAAAGUCAGCAAAAUGUAUAUAAGAUUUUUAUCUACAUGUGUUUUAAUGUAAAUAAGAAACGUUUUCAGCAAAAUUGUUUGUAGCAAAUGUUCUGAAUUGUUCAUAACAGCAUUUGGAAUCUUUAGAACAAGGAAGUGAACAAGUUAUACACACAACAAAAUUGUUAUUUUAGGACGGGUACAUUUAACGAGGGAUUAGUUUGGAAACUAAAUUUAGGUUAGAAAAUAUACCAUACAUAUAAUUAAUGUUUUUUUAAAUAAUCAAGUAAAAAAGUUAAAUAAUCAAGUAAAAAAGUUAAUACUUUGAAGUUCGAAAGUGCAUACGACAAAGAAGAAAUGGCCUGUAUAAAAAUAGUGUGAAGAUUAUAAGACAGACUUAUCAGUGUCCAAAAUGGUCCCUCCUGCUUUUAAAACAGUUUUGCUGGAAACUUUAUUUGUACUAUUUAUUUAAAAAAAAUAGAUCCUAAAUGUAGUUAUGUCUGUACAUCUAGAUUACAUAGAUUUAGGUCCUGCCAAAUUGAUAAUAUGUUAAGGAGAUGGCUUUCAGUUAAAAACCUUUCUUGAAACAAAAACAAUGGAAUUUAAUAACAUUUAACAGAUAUUUGAUAGUCACUUUUUGGCCGACAGAAAAAGAAUGCAGCUGUUCCGAUUGCAAUCAAUUGUAAUAAUACUUUAUCUUAAAUGUUCAAUUAAAUGAUAAUUAAUGAAGAUUGAUUGUGAAACAUUGGUGUUUCAUGACCAAUAAAAAUAGCCUUCUAAGCUAGAUGUAGAAUCAAUUUGGUAUUGUCUGAUGUGUACAAAAACAUUUUGUGGGGUUGCAUGCUAUAUAGUAAUGUUAUCAGAUUUUUAUGACACCAUUUUUAUACCUUAAAAAUAAUACAAAUUUUAAGAAUGUUAUAUGAGAAAACAGGUGUCCGUAUUUGGUGUCCUUAAUAUGAAAGUUUUAAGGUUAAUUAGAUCUUUUGCUCUUAUUUCUGUACCUGUUUGCUUGAAUGGAGAGUAAUGUCAAAUUUCUUGUACUUGUAAUGUUGUUCUUUAUAUGUUGAUCAAAAAUGAUUGGUUCUAAUGACUGGGUGUGGCAUUGCCAUGGCAACUAGGUUAGAUUAAUAACUUGAAUGAUAGGAGAACUCAUUUUCAUGUUCAAAUGGUAAUUCACAAAGUGUAGUUCCAAGUUUUAAGUAUGUACAUUACAGAUGCAUUUUUGUGUGUGUUUACAGCCAUGGUACAAGAAAUGUCACUCAUUUUACAAAUUUUAUCUUUUAAAAUGCGAAAAAAAUGGUCAAAAAGACAAAAAAUGUCAGAAAUUAAUAAAAAGUUGAAUAAAGUGUAAAUAAAG